Molecule: messenger RNA, 1716 nt
Organism: Passer domesticus (house sparrow)
Lineage: Eukaryota; Metazoa; Chordata; Aves; Passeriformes; Passeridae
Product: leucine-rich repeat transmembrane protein FLRT1-like
Molecular function (GO): protein binding
Source: RefSeq, a predicted model, not a curated record
AUGGAGCACCGGGGCCGGCCACCCAUCCACCCAUGGCCCCCCCUCCCCCUCCCCCUCCCCGUCCCUCCCGUAACCCGGGCACCGCGGGGGGGACCCCCCCGCCUGCCGACCACCACCAUCACCAUCCUCAUCCUCGCGGCGCUGAGCCCCGCGCGGGCCUGCCCCGGCCGUGUGCCGCUGCUCGGCGGCCGCGUCUACUGCAACGACCGCGGGCUGACGGCCGUGCCCGAGGGGCUCCCUCCCGGUGCCACCACGCUGUUCCUGCAGAACAACCGCAUCGGCGACGCGGGCAUCCCGGCUCGCCUGGGCCGGCUGCCGGCGCUGCGGGUGCUUUACCUGUACGCCAACGCGCUGGAGCAGCUGCCGGCUCACCUGCCGCCGGCGCUGCGGGAGCUGCACCUGCAGGAGAACAACGUGCGGGGGCUCGACCGCCGGGCGCUGGCCCGGGCGCCGCUGCUCGAGCGCCUGCACCUGGACGAUAACUCGGUGUCGGCGGCCGGCAUCGAGGAGGACGCGUUCGCCGAGAACCGCCGGCUGCGCCUCCUCUUCCUCUCGCGCAACCACCUGAGCAGCGUCCCCGCGGGGCUGCCGCCGGCGCUGGAGGAGCUGCGCCUGGACGACAACCGCAUCCACACCAUCCCGCUGCGGGCCUUCGAGGGGCUGCCGGCGCUGCGGCGCCUGGUGCUGGACGGGAACCUGCUGGCGAACCAGCGCAUGGCCGACGACACCUUCAGCCGCCUGGGCAACCUCAGCGAGCUGUCGCUGGGUCGGAACGCGCUGGCGGCGCCGCCGGCCAACCUGCCCCGAGCCCGGCUCCGCCGCCUCUCGCUGGCCGCCAACGCCAUCAGCCACGUGCCCGCCGGAGCGCUGGCCAGGAUGAGGGCGCUGGAGAGGCUGGACCUGUCGGACAACAACCUGACCACGCUGCCCAGGGGGCUCUUCGACGACCUGGGCAGCCUGAGCCACCUGGGGCUGCGCAACAACCCCUGGUUCUGCGGCUGCAACCUGGCCUGGCUGCGGGACUGGCUGCGGCGCCGCGCCCCGCCGCGCCUGGAGGUGCGGGGGCUGCUGUGCCAGGCGCCGGCCAGGCUGCGGGGGGCUGCCGUGGGCGAGCUGCGCGGCGAGAUGGACGCCUGCGAGAGCCCGGCCGGCGGCGCGGCCGCGUCCCCCGCCGCGCCGCCGGUGUCCCCGGGCGGAGCGGCCGCCGCCGCGCCGGGGGCUCUGGGUGCAGGCGGCUCCGGAGGAGCCCUGCGGGUGCGGUGGCCGCCGGCUCCUCCCGGGGCGUCGCUGCGGCUCAGCUGGCUGCGGCCCGGCGGCGGAGCCGUCACCGAGACCUUGGUGCGGGGCGAGCGCGGCGAGUACGUGGUGCGGGCGCUGCAGCCGCGGGCCCCGUACCGGGUGUGCCUGGCCGCCCUGGAGCCCCCCGCCGCGCCCCCGCUCUGCGCCCAAGCCCGCGCCGGGGCCGGGGACCCCCCCCCGGCCGCCGCCCCUCCCGGGACGCCCCCCCGGCGCUGCCCCCGGCCGCGGCUCUGGGGGCGGCGGCGGCGGCGGCGGCCGGGGUGCGCCGCUCGCAGCCAAUGGGAGAAGCGGAAAAUUCCAGAAGUCCCUGAGGAGCCCAGCCAAUCAGCGCCCAGCGCCGGGAGAGUCUACCAAUGGGAGCGCGCGGGGGCGGGCCGCGAUGCCGGCUUCCGCCGGGGGGGGGGCGGCUCUGGUUAG